Molecule: messenger RNA, 267 nt
Organism: Didymodactylos carnosus
Lineage: Eukaryota; Metazoa; Rotifera; Eurotatoria; Philodinida; Philodinidae
Source: the annotation of a GenBank genome assembly
AUGGUUACCCCAUACAAAUUUGAUAGUGCAUUGAAAACUUAUUCAUUUGAAACAAAACCGACCGGAAACUUUCAAUCAUAUUUUCAGAUUGAGCAACUACAAAAAGUUUUAAGGGGACAUAUGAUAACUCACUCGUUAAAUUGGUUAGUUCGAAUGGCAUCUGAUAUUGAGACAAAUAUUGUUAGUGUUGAACUUGUUAAUGAAUAUUCACAGCUUGAAAGUGAAGCACCAUGGAAAAUUUCAGAUGCUAAACCGCCACCUCAUUGA